Molecule: messenger RNA, 1853 nt
Organism: Salarias fasciatus (jewelled blenny)
Lineage: Eukaryota; Metazoa; Chordata; Actinopteri; Blenniiformes; Blenniidae
Product: growth factor receptor-bound protein 14-like
Biological process (GO): insulin receptor signaling pathway; negative regulation of insulin receptor signaling pathway
Cellular component (GO): cytoplasm; plasma membrane
Source: RefSeq, a predicted model, not a curated record
AUGGUAAUCAGUUUAAAGCAGGACCCUGCGUCUGUCGGACAUCUGCCAGAGGGGAAGGUGAUUAAAGUUUAUAAUGAAGAUAACACCAGCAAAGCUGUGGAGGCCCCCGACGUCACUGCUCGGGACAUUUGCCAGCUGUUCGUUCUGAAGAACCACUGCAUUGACGACCACAGCUGGACUCUCUUCGAACACCUCUCCCAUGUGGGAAUCGAACGAACCAUCGAAGACCAUGAGUCCGUCAUGGAGGUGCUGUCAGGCUGGGCGAUGGACACGGACAGCCGGCUGUAUUUCAGGAAGAAUUACGCCAAAUAUGAGUUCUUCAGGAAACCACUGGACUUUUUUCCAGAUCACAUGCUGUCCAUAUCCACUGAAACCAACGGCUCGGCGGAUCACUCUGAACUCAUUCAGACUUUUCUCAAAUCCAGCACUUGUCCGGAGAUUCACGGAUACCUCCACGCCAAAGAGCAAAGCAGGAAGUCUUGGAAGAAGUUUUUUAUCUUAAGGCGGUCAGGACUUUAUUUCUCCAAUAAGGGGACUUCCAAGGAACCGAGGCACCUCCAGUUCUUUGCAGACUUCAGUGACAGUGAUGUCUACACCGUGUUGUCGGCCAAAAAGCUCCAUGGAGCGCCGACGGAGUUUGCCUUCUGUGUCAAGUCCACGAAGUGCAGCGCGGCGCGGGACUUGAAGCUUCUGUGCGCAGACGACGAGCAGACGAGGACCUGCUGGAUCACGGCCAUGCGCCUGUUAAAGUUUGGGAUGCAGCUGUACCAGAACUUCAUUCAGCCACACCAGAAGCAAAAGACUUCUCCAAUGAGGAGCAUCUCCGAGAACUCGCUGGUGGCCAUGGACUUCUCUGGCCAGAAGAGUCGAGUGAUUGAGAAUCCAUGCGAGGCGCUGUCCGUGGCUGUAGAGGAAGGCCUGUCGUGGAGGAGGAAAAGCUGCCACCGUCUGAGCGGUCAUGGGAGUCCCUCCUCUGCACAGAGCUCCGUGCCCAACAUCGCGAUCCACCUGACGCAGCCGUGGUUCCACGGUAAACUGGCUCGGGAGGAGGCUCAGCGGCUCAUCACUCAGCAGGGCCUGAUUGACGGAGUGUUUCUGCUGAGGGACAGCCAAAGCAACCCAAAGACAUUUGUAUUGUCACUGUGCCACACGCAGAAAAUCAAACACUUCCAGAUCUUACCAGUGGACGACGAAGGGGACUUGUUCUACAGCCUGGACGACGGCCUCACGCGAUUCACCGACCUGAUCCAGCUGGUGGAGUUCUACCAGCUGAACCGCGGGGUGCUCCCCUGCAAGCUCAAGCACCACUGCGCCCAGAUCGCCCUGUGAGCGAGCCAGGGACCCACCAGAGGUCCCCCAGGACCACGAGCUCCUUUGUUCUCCUGGACAAACACUCCCUGUCCCCUCGUGCCUUGAAGAGGAAAGCUAUCCAGACUGUUGCUUUCAUGAUGCGACACGCGGCCCUAGCCUUACCUUUCUUCUGAAGAAAAACUGAGGAUUUUUUUUUUUUUUUUUUCCAAAUAGACUUCGUGUUAAUGGCCACUGGUGCUGAAGAUCACAUGCAGCGUAAUGUUUUCACCCCCAGUGAAGUGUCUUUAUGUAGCAGACAUGAGCUGUUUUUUACCAUUUGUCUGUUUAUGUCUCUUUGUAAUCUUUGCAAUUCUUACACCAGGACACAAACGAGAGGAAGUCGUGGUACACACAGGAGUUUGAGUUUUCAGUGAAAACAUGAACUGCUGUAUCUAUAGUGUGAUUACAUUUCCCUGCUUGCGAUCGUGUCUCCCUGCCACUUCUGUGCAGCCGUAUCAUGCUUGAAACACCUUCUCACUGUUAAAAGGAAAAAAAAAAAAAAA